AUGAUUUGUCUUCAGACGUUCGCCGGAGCGCGCGGCGUCGAGGUGACCGUCGGCCGAAGACCCCCGAAGACCCCCGAAGACCCCCGAAGAGCAAUGCCGGACGUGAAGCAGCGCGUGAGCACGGCCGGCGGCGAGGCCGACCCGAAGCAGAGGCGCGACGACGCGGGCAGCCAGGACGAGUCCCAGACGCCGCCCGGGACUCGGAGGACGAGCAGGACCGCCGCGGAGGACCCGCGCCGACGCAAGCAGGCCGUGGUGGUGACGUCGUGCGCAUGCGCGCGCGGGCUGGCCGUGCCACAGGACCAGCAGGAGGGAGUCCGUCGCAAGUCCAUCCUGCGCAACGGCGGCGCCCAGCCGCCUCCCGCCCGCACGGAGGAAAACGGAAAUAUCAUCAAUAAAGAUACGGCUGAACAUGGAAAGCAUUGUAUGGUGGAUAUUGUAGGUCACAAAUUAGAAGAUUUGAACAUUAAUGUUAAUGUAGAUUCACGCACCGAAAGGUCGUGGUGGCAGGCGCUGUGCGCGAGGUGCCACCAGGCGGACGACGGCGUGCCCUCGUGGGAGCCCCCGCUGUGGCGGUGCCUGUGCCCGCCGGCCUUCUGCCCCUCGUACCGGCAGUUCGCCCAGGUUCUCGCCCUGCUACUGGUCGGCCUGCUCACCUGGGGCGUGGUAUUCGCCGUGCUGGGCGACACCGCGGCUCCGGGCGGCUGCCUCUUCGGCCUGGCGGCGCUCUGCAUCGCCGCGCACUUCGGCGGCUGGGUCUUCUCGCUGCUCAACCUGCCCGCGCUCGUCGGCAUGCUGCUGGUCGGCGCGCUGCUGCAGAACCUGGGGCUCGUGCACAUCCUGGAUGACUACCGGGAGUUCGUCAGCCAUCUCAGGCACGUGGCGCUGGUGAUCAUCCUGACGCGCGCCGGACUGGACCUCGACCCGGCGGCGCUGCGCUCCAUGUGGACCACGGUGCUGAAGCUGGGGCUGCUGCCCUGGGUGGUGGAGUGCCUCGCCGUGCUGGCCAUGAGCCACGCGCUGCUGGGUCUGCCCUGGAUGUGGGGCCUGCUGCUCGGGUCCAUCAUAGCAGCCGUGUCUCCGGCGGUGGUGGUGCCCAGCCUGUUCCGACUGAGGAAGAAAGGUUACGGGGUCUCGAAGGGCAUCCCCACGCUCGUCAUCGCCGUGUCCAGCAUCGACGACGCGCUGUCAGUGGCUGCCUUCGGCAUCAUCAGCAGCAUCAUGUUCUCUUCCGGUUCUCUUACAUUUCAAAUCAUUCAAGGACCAAUCACUCUUAUUGGAGGAAUAGGAUGUGGCAUUCUGUGGGGUCUCCUGUCGAAAUUCGUGCCAGAGAAAAAUGAUCCGUACGUGGUGCCGCUCCGUGUGUUGAUGCUCCUUGGCGGCGGAGUGUUGGCGAUGCUGGGCAGCGAGGCCAUGGGUCUGGGCGGCGCUGGGCCCUUGUGCUGUGUCACGUCAGCCUUCGUGUCCAUAGCGUGCUGGUCGCGGCAAGGCUGGGAGAUAGACGACAAUCCAGUCGCCACGGCAUUUGAAAUAUUCUGGAUGAUAUUCGAGCCAAUAUUGUUUGGUAUAACUGGAACGCAACUUAAAAUAUCUGAGUUGAAUGGAGACACCGUAUUAAUGUGUUUCGCUUGCCUCAUAGUCGCUAUAGUGACGAGAAUAAUAGCUACUAUCUUGCUGGCUUGGGGCAGUAAAUUAAAUCUCAAAGAGAAAAUAUUCGUGUCAUUAGCGUGGAUGUCGAAAGCUGGUGUUCAGGCGGCGCUGGGCCCGGUGGCGCUGGCGACGGUCGCCGACGCAGGCAGCGCCGACGACAGGACGAGCGCCCAGGCCGUGCUGACGGUCAGCGUGCUGUCCAUCCUGCUCACGGCUCCCACUGGCGCGCUGCUCAUCUCGCUGGCGGGCGCGCGCCUGCUCCAGCGCACCUCGGCGCCUCAAGUGCUGGAGGGCUGGCGCCGCAGCCGCAAGCCGUCCAUGCGCGACUUCGCCGUCGAGGAGGAGGCGGCCUGCUCCCGGUAGCCCGGGGCCUCGCCCCUCUGACACCUUCCUCCUCUGGAGCUCCCGAGACCAUCGUAGACCACGGGAACCUCUAGAGAUACCGAGACCAUCGUAGA
This is a messenger RNA of Bacillus rossius redtenbacheri, 2108 nucleotides long. Its product is annotated as sodium/hydrogen exchanger 9B2-like. Gene Ontology annotation, biological process: proton transmembrane transport. Bases 1 to 2013 code for a protein of 670 amino acids. Gene Ontology annotation, cellular component: membrane. The transcript is spliced from 12 exons. The record is from RefSeq and is a predicted model, not a curated record. Gene Ontology annotation, molecular function: antiporter activity. Lineage: Eukaryota; Metazoa; Arthropoda; Insecta; Phasmatodea; Bacillidae.